UCAUUUUAUUUUAUAUUUUUGUUAGUAAUAACAAAAGAAAGAAAGGAAGAGCAACGCAAACAGAAUCAAUCAGUCAAUCAAUGGCUCUUGUGCAGGUGUUGAGGCGCGUUCUUGGUGCAAGCGGCUCCACCCAGAUCUCCUCAACGGCUAGGGCUUUCUCAUCUGCUCCGGCUCCCAUCAUAGCCACUCUCUUUCCCGGUGACGGUAUCGGCCCCGAGAUCGCCGAGUCCGUCAAACAGGUGUUUCAAGCAGCUGAGGUGCCAAUUGAGUGGGAAGAGCACUAUGUUGGGGAUCAAAUAGAUCCAAGAACCCAGAGUUUUCUGACAUGGGAAAGUCUGGAAUCUGUACGAAGAAACAAGGUUGGCUUAAAAGGGCCAAUGGCCACACCGGUUGGAAAAGGCCAUCGUUCCUUGAACCUUACUCUUAGGAAAGAGCUUAAUUUGUAUGCCAACGUUAGGCCUUGCUACAGCCUCCCUGGUUAUAAAACUCGGUAUGAUAAUGUUAAUCUUAUCACUAUUCGUGAGAAUACGGAAGGAGAAUACAGCGGACUUGAACACCAAGUGGUGAGAGGUGUAGUUGAAAGUCUCAAAAUCAUUACUCGUCAGGCAAGUUUGAGAGUUGCUGAAUACGCUUUUCACUAUGCAAAGACCCACGGACGAGAGAGAGUAUCAGCUAUACACAAAGCUAAUAUUAUGCAGAAAACUGAUGGUCUUUUUCUCAAGUGCUGUCGUGAGGUUGCAGAGAAGUACCCUGAAAUCACAUAUGAAGAAGUUGUUAUUGACAACUGCUGUAUGAUGCUUGUGAAGAAUCCAGCUCUUUUUGAUGUACUGGUGAUGCCUAACCUCUAUGGUGACAUUAUCAGUGACCUUUGUGCGGGGUUGGUUGGUGGUUUGGGCUUAACACCAAGCUGCAAUAUUGGUGAAGCGGGAAUUGCCCUUGCUGAAGCUGUGCAUGGUUCUGCACCAGAUAUUGCUGGCAAGAAUUUGGCAAAUCCCACUGCUCUACUGUUAAGUGCUGUCACAAUGUUACGCCAUUUAGAGCUCUAUGACAAAGCGGAGAGGAUCCAGGAUGCCAUUCUUAACACAAUUGCCGAGGGAAAGUAUCGGACUGCAGACCUUGGUGGUUCUUCAUCGACAACUGACUUUACAAAGGCAAUCUGUGGUCAUCUUUGAAAAUACUGAUGGCGGAUUUUAGUUCUGCUUUGGGACCCCAAAAACAGUUUUUUUAUGAUGUUCCUUUUGGGGACAUAGUUUUUGUUUCCAGUGUUUUAAAAUGAAGAAUAAGACCGCGUUAUCUUGGUGGUUAUACAGAAGCUCAUGGAGAUGCUCUUCCAAACUUGAAGGUGAUAUAUUAAUUAUUAACAAAAAUUAAAGAAGGUAGGGAAAAAAGUGAAGCUUUUUUCACGGUUUAUCCUCUAGAUUGGAAUAGUGAAAUUUUUU
This is a messenger RNA of Populus euphratica (Euphrates poplar), 1439 nucleotides long. RefSeq names its product isocitrate dehydrogenase [NAD] catalytic subunit 5, mitochondrial. The coding region runs from base 81 to 1172 and encodes 363 amino acids. Gene Ontology annotation, molecular function: magnesium ion binding; isocitrate dehydrogenase (NAD+) activity; NAD binding. The transcript is spliced from 7 exons. The record is from RefSeq and is a predicted model, not a curated record. Gene Ontology annotation, biological process: tricarboxylic acid cycle; isocitrate metabolic process. NCBI's taxonomy places the organism in Eukaryota, Viridiplantae, Streptophyta, Magnoliopsida, Malpighiales, Salicaceae. Gene Ontology annotation, cellular component: mitochondrion.